GAAGCAGCACUGACAGCAGCAGAACUGACAGCAGCAGAACUGACAGCAGCAGCACUGACAGCAGCAGAACUGACAGCAGCAGAACUGACAGGAGCAGAACUGACAGCAGCAGAACUGACAGCAGCAGAACUGACAGCAGCAGCACUGACAGGAGCAGAACUGACAGGAGCAGAACUGACAGCAGCAGAACUGACAGCAGCAGCACUGACAGGAGCAGAACUGACAGGAGCAGAACUGACAGCAGCAGAACUGACAGCAGCAGAACUGACAGGGGCAGAACUGACAGCAGCAGAACUGACAGGGGCAGAACUGACAGGAGCAGAACUGACAGCAGCAGAACUGACAGGAGCAGAACUGACAGGAGCAGAACUGACAGGAGCAGAACUGACAGGAGCAGAACUGACAGCAGCAGAACUGACAGCAGCAGAACUGACAGGGGCAGAACUGACAGGAGCAGAACUGACAGGAGCAGAACUGACAGGAGCAGAACUGACAGAAGCAGAACUGACAGAAGCAAAACUGACUGAAGCAGAACUGACAGGAGUAGAACUGACAGGAGCAGAACUGACAGGAGCAGAACUGACAGGAGCAGAACUGACAGGAGCAGAACUGACAGGAGCAGAACUGACAGCGGCAGAACUGACAGGGGCAGAACUGACAGGAGCAGAACUGACAGGAGCAGAACUGACAGGAGCAGAACUGACAGGAGCAGAACUGACAGAAGCAGAACUGACAGGAGCAGAACUGACAGGAGCAGAACUGACAGGAGCAGAACUGACAGGAGCAGAACUGACAGGAGCAGAACUGACAGCAGCAGAACUGACAGGAGCAGAACUGACAGCAGCAGAACUGACAGGGGCAGAACUGACAGGGGCAGAACUGACAGAAGCAGAACUGACAGAAGCAAAACUGACUGAAGCAGAACUGACAGGAGUAGAACUGACAGGAGCAGAACUGACAGGAGUAGAACUGACAGGAGCAGAACUGACAGGAGCUGAACUGACAGAAGCAGAACUGACAGGGGCAGAACUGAGAGAAGCAGAACUGACAGGAGCAGAACUGACAGGGGCAGAACUGACAGGAGCAGAACUGACAGGAGCAGAACUGAGAGAAGCAGAACUGAGAGAAGCAGAACUGACAGGAGCAGAACUGACAGAAGCAGAACUGACAGAAGCAGAACUGACUGAAGCAGAACUGACAGGAGUAGAACUGACAGGAGCAGAACUGACAGGAGUAGAACUGACAGGAGCAGAACUGACAGGAGUAGAACUGACAGGAGGAGAACUGACAGAAGCAGAACUGACAGGAGUAGAACUGACAGGAGCAGAACUGACAGGAGUAGAACUGACAGGAGGAGAACUGACAGAAGCAGAACUGACAGGGGCAGAACCGACAGGAGCAGAACUGACAGAAGCAGAACUGACAGGAGCAGAACUGAGAGAAGCAGAACUGACAGGAGCAGAACUGAGAGAAGCAGAACUGACAGGAGCAGAACUGACAGAAGCAGAACUGACAGAAGCAGAACUGACAGGAGCAGAUGUUACGGCCCUACUGGGACGAACCCGGGUUCUUUAA
Messenger RNA from Procambarus clarkii (red swamp crayfish), 1575 nucleotides. RefSeq lists its product as uncharacterized. NCBI's taxonomy places the organism in Eukaryota, Metazoa, Arthropoda, Malacostraca, Decapoda, Cambaridae. The record is from RefSeq and is a predicted model, not a curated record.